CGUUUCGCCUGCAGUCGUUGAAGGCGCUGCUAGUGGUUCUUUGUCGUUGCAUUUGUGGUUUUUUGCAAGUUUAACGAUGUCUUCAGGCGGUGUGGUCGUGGAAAACCGUAACGAAGGAAAUAAGAGGCUGUCGUGUCCUUUGUACGGCUGUAAAAGGGUUUACACUGAUUCCAGUUCUCUUCAGAGCCACAUAAAGGACCAUGAGAUCCCUGCGCAGUCUGUGCCAGGUAAAGCGAUGAUGUGUUCAAUGAUCGGCUGUGGCGGCUCUUUUCCGAACAUGCAGAAGCUGAUGGAGCACCUGAGACACCACCACAAACCAAACGUCUACUUCCUGUGUGAGAGCUGUCAUGCCAAACUGCGAUCCUACCGUGGACUCCUCCAUCACCUGCGCUCCUGCUCCAAAGCCCCCAAACCCAAGUAUAACCAUGACCCCUCUCCCUCGUCUUCCUCUACUCCCCCUGUCCCGAUGGAAGUGGAACCAACAAAACCAACAGUGCCCCCACAGGACAAUCUGAACCCCCCUCCUGCCUCUUCUGCACCACCACAACCACAAGUUCCCCCAGUCCUUACCCCAUCCAACCAGCCCCAACAGCCCCCACAACCCAACAACCUCCCUCUCCCCUCCCCAGACAACGAUCUUGCCGAGCCUCGUUUAAUUCAGCAUAUCAUAGAUUCAACAGUAAAUGCUUUGUUUUCGAAAGAGAACCAACCAAUCAGCCCAGUCCCAGAGAUGCAGCCCGAAGCAAACCCACCUGAAAGCCAGAUCCACCAGAGAGCGAAAACGCCAGAAAACCCAGGACCACCCAAACUGACUCCACAAACUGCUCCCGUCAAUGUCUGGAGAGCUGGUCAAGGCCCCGAGAAACGUGUCCUCUGGCAGCACACCAGGGGGCGCUACACCUGUGUUCAGUGCGGUCACACCGUCACAAACCGAAAAGAGAUGACGGAGCACAGCACAUAUCACAGUGACACCCACGGCCCCAAAGAGGAAACCAAGAACCCAGCCACAACCAGCAGCUAGUCUGACUUCACCAAAUAUGGAGAAAGAGAAACCUGUGGUGCAGCAUCCUUUGAUUAGAAAGCUUUGAAGUAUGAACGAUUGGGUUUUUUGGGGG
Messenger RNA from Boleophthalmus pectinirostris (great blue-spotted mudskipper), 1115 nucleotides. It is a transcript of the gene znf414, whose product is annotated as zinc finger protein 414. Lineage: Eukaryota; Metazoa; Chordata; Actinopteri; Gobiiformes; Gobiidae. The transcript has 5 exons. The record is from RefSeq and is a predicted model, not a curated record. The coding region runs from base 77 to 1021 and encodes 314 amino acids.